CUCAAAUAUGAGGCAGGAUGCAGUGAGGCUGCUGCAAAGGGCACCAGAUGCCAGAGGACUCAAGAUAGGAUCCUGCUGUGUCGAGCUUACCCCCUUUAGGAAAGCGAGUUCUUUUCUGAUCCACUCCUGAACAGCAAGGUUCUGCAGGAAUGGACAGGAACACCAGCACUGGUGGCAUGGAGGGCCAGCUCAGGAGCCCCAGCCAGGAGGUGGAAAAUAAGCAUGAGGAGAAGGUCCAGGAUCCUGACAGAGAGAAGGACGAGCCUAAGGCAGACAUGGGGAGCAAAACCUGGGCAGACCUGGCUGCGGAGAUGAAGAUAUUCUUGUGGAAUCCAGAGGAGAGAACAUGCUUGGGGAGAACAGCCAAGAGCUGGGGCUUGAUCUUACUGUUUUACUUCAUUUUCUACACGUGCCUGGCGGGAAUGUUUGCCUUUUGCCUGUAUGUGAUGCUACUCACGCUGAGCCCCUACACACCCAGGUUCCGGGACCGCGUGUCUCCGCCAGGAGUGAUGAUCAGACCGUACUUGAAUGGGUUCACCAUUGCCUUCAAUGUCUCCCAGCCCAACACGUGGCAGCCCUAUGUGGACAGCAUGCACCACUUCCUAGCAGCUUAUGAUGACAAACUCCAGGAGGAGAAGAAUAUCGAGUGUGUCCCAGGACAGUACUUCAUCCAAGGGGGAAGCGACAGUGAGGAGAAGAAGGCCUGCCAGUUCAAGCGCUCGCUGCUGCAGAACUGCUCUGGCAUUGAGGAUCCAACGUUUGGCUACUCCAGAGGCCAGCCCUGCAUCCUGCUGAAGAUGAACCGGAUCAUAGGCUACCGCCCUGGUGCUGGGGUCCCUGUGAGUGUGGACUGCAAAGUGCAGAAAGGCAAUGAGAGUCACCUCAGGUCGGUGGACUUCUACCCUGGGAACGGGACGUUUGACCUCAUGUAUUAUCCCUACUAUGGCAAGUUCACCCACGUCAACUACACCUCCCCACUGGUGGCUAUGCACUUCACAGAUGUGCAGAAGAAUUACUUGGUCCCCAUCCAGUGCCGUCUGAAUGGGAAAGGAAUUAUCAACGACCUGAACAGUGACCGCUUCCUGGGCCGAAUCAUCUUCACACUCAGCAUUGGGAAGUAGCCCC
This is a messenger RNA of Poecile atricapillus (Black-capped chickadee), 1125 nucleotides long. It is a transcript of the gene ATP1B4, whose product is annotated as ATPase Na+/K+ transporting family member beta 4. The coding region runs from base 150 to 1121 and encodes 323 amino acids. Gene Ontology annotation, biological process: sodium ion transport; potassium ion transport; regulation of DNA-templated transcription. The record is from RefSeq and is a predicted model, not a curated record. NCBI's taxonomy places the organism in Eukaryota, Metazoa, Chordata, Aves, Passeriformes, Paridae. The transcript is spliced from 9 exons. Gene Ontology annotation, cellular component: sodium:potassium-exchanging ATPase complex; nuclear inner membrane.